Molecule: messenger RNA, 3491 nt
Organism: Sinocyclocheilus rhinocerous
Lineage: Eukaryota; Metazoa; Chordata; Actinopteri; Cypriniformes; Cyprinidae
Product: myosin-11-like
Exons: 7
Coding region: 228-3491 (1087 amino acids)
Cellular component (GO): Golgi apparatus
Source: RefSeq, a predicted model, not a curated record
GGUGAGUGAGACAGGCAGCAUGGAUGAUGUUCAGGUGAUGGAGUGGCAAGAAAUGAUUACCAUGGUGACUGAGGCAGAAAGGGUUCGAGAUCAGAGUCAUGAGAAGAAUGUCAUGGCCUUCAGAAUGAGCCACAUCGAGGAGGAGAGAGAGGGAGGACUUGGAAUUUCAUAGUAGGCAAGACCCAGUAGGCCCCUCUGAUUGCGAUGUUCUUGUGAAUGGAGAGAACAUGGGUGGAUGGUGGCCACAGCACAGUGCUGCAGAUACAGAUGGCUUGAGGUCUGUUGUUGAGGAGCUUGAACUAGAGAGAAACCAACUGCAGGAACAGAUUUUGGUCCUUGAGAAACAGUGCCAAGAUCUAGAGGACCGUCUGCAACUUCAGGCUCGCAUUGAAUUGCUACAGAAUGAAUCUGAGCGCCUGCAGGCACAGGUCGCCAACCUUCGCAGUCAGCAGAUAAGAGAGACAGAAAAGCAUCAGCUACUCAUUGCCAGCCUGAACAAACAACUCAAAGGACUGAGCAGCACACAGGAGUGUCUGGAGUCCUCGCUCAUGGAAAAGGAGCACACGCUUGCCAGAACCUCAGAGAAACUGGAAUUUAUUGACAGUCUGAGAGAGGCUUUAGAAACAAAACAAAAACAAGAAACAACUGAAAAACUGCUUCAGACUGAACACAAUCUGGCUGAAGUUACAAAGACAUGCAGCACCUUUGAGAAGGAAAACUCAGAGAUGAAAGCAACUGUUGCAGAACUGACACUCAAACUCAGUGUGAUGAAAGACAAGAUCCAGAAACAAGAGACAACUAUAGAAUCAUUGCAGAAUGAUCUGGUUCAAACAAACGAUGAUCUCGACAGACUGAACGCUGCACAUCUAGAAGAAAGAGCACAACUGGUUCAUGACUUGCAGAGAUGUGAGCGUGAAAUCGAUAGACUUCAAGAUGUCAUCACUGAUAAGGACAAAGAUAUAUUGGCACUAACAUCCAGUACAGCAGAAUAUUCAGAGCAAAUUCAUGAACUAAAACAGGAAAUGAAGUUCAAAGAGAAUGUGCUGACUAAAAUUGAACAGGAUGUUCAAAUCUUUAGAGACCCACAGCUUUCUGACCAACAGUUCUUUAAUGUCCUAAUACCUCAGCUGAUUGAACAGUUGAAGAGAACUGAAACUGAUCUAAAAGUAUCGAAAAAAGACGUUGAGUCAAAGAGUAAUGACAUUAAAGACUUAACCAAGCAAACAGAAGAGGACAAGAAAACAAUGCAGGAUCUCCGCAUGGAAAUACAGAAGCUGAAUAUGAAUCUCAAAGACCAGCUAUUGGAUAGAGAACAAGUGCAUGAAAAAGACUCUUUCCUGGAUGAACGUAAUAAGUUGCUUGCUGAAGUCAGCAAACAUGAAAGUGAGCUUUUAAUGUUCUCUAGAAAACUUGAGGAGCAGGUUGAAUGUCAAGAACAGCUUAAGAAAGAUGUCCAAGAUAAGUCGAAGAUAAUAUCUGUAUUGGAGUAUAAGCUGAAGAUUGUUCAAGAGGAGACAGUAGCUGAGAGAGAUAGAUUUAACAAAGAGCUUAAGAUUCGAAAUGAAGCCAAAGAAAACCUGGAGAAAGACUUGUCUUAUAAAAUUGCGAGUAUUCAAUCUGUGAAUAAUAACAAUCAGAAACUUCAGGAAUCGCUUGAGCAGACUUUGGGAGAGCUUGCAAGACAAAAGCAGCACCUGGAUAAUGCUAAGGAGCAAAUGCAAGCUGUGCAAGAUCAGAAUUACAACUUGAUUUUACAAGUCGAAAAUCUCACUAAUGACAAUUGUCAAUUGAAGAGAGAAAUUGAGGCUAGCAUCCAGUCCCUCUCUGAUGUUUCAGAAGAAAAGAAAAGACUGGCAAGCAAAAUAUCUGAAGUUGAACAGCAGCUUUCAGAAAGUGUUAAAACAAUAGAACACUUGCAAAGAGAUAAGGAAGAGCUAACACUCAAAGGAAAUGAAUUGAACAAAGAACUUGAGCAAAACAAACAUUCAAUGGCUAAUAUAUUUUUAGAAAAAGAUGGCAUUGUUGGACUCCAUGAGACAUUGAGCAGGCAACAUCAACAAUUACAAGAAAUGUUGGAAGAGAAACAAAAAGAAGUGCUUACACUAGCCCAAGUUAUGUCUGAGAUGAAUAACAAGGUUGCAAAAUCACUUGAAGAAAAUGACAAACUUGCUUCUAAAAUUGCUAGUCUUGAUGAACAGAAUAUGUACCUUCAGAAACAAACAAAUGAACAGAUGAAGUCACUCACAGAAACAACCAAGGAGAGGGAGAAUCUACAAAACAAAAUCUUGAUUUUUGAAACACAAGACGUGGAAAACCGUAAAAGCAUAGAAGGCUUGCUUAAACAAAAGGAAGAUUUGCUUUUGCAAGUAGAGGAGCACAACAAUAUAGAAAACAAACAGCAGUCUGGAGCUGAGACCUUGCAGGAAAAGUCUUUAGAAUGUGCAGCCCUCUCAAAAUGUCUCGGGGAGACCAAAGAGGAAGUAUAUCAUCUUAGGAGAGAACUUGAAUCCACCACUUCUCAAGUCCUUCAAUACAAACAUAUUGUUUUUGGAAAAGAAAAGACCUUAACAGACCAAAGUACACAAAUGGAAGCUUAUCAGCACCAACUCAAGCAAUUACAAGAUAGUCUUUCUAUUCUUCAAGAACAAGCUAGUAAUUAUAAAUCAGGUCUGACAGAGAAAGACACACUGCUGCAGAAAGAAUCAAAUUCAUGUUGUUUGCUACAAAACGAACUUAGUCAUGAAAGAGAACUUGUUUUUAUCCUUCAACAAGAGAUGAGUUCUCAGAAAAUGGAGUGUUCCAGACUGAACCAGACUUUGGAAGUGAAAGAAAGCGCUUUAAGAGAGAAAAAUCUUGAAUGCCACAAUCACUCAGAUGAAUUGUACAGAAGAAAUGAGUCGGUGCUUUCUCUAACUAGUCAGCUUGGUAUUAUGAAUGAAAAUAUUGUGAAGCUUGAAUCUGAUAAUGCACAUUUAAAAGGCACUUUAGAGGAGCAUUUAGCAGAAAAUAUAAGAUUAAAAGAGGAGCUCAAACAGGAACAAACAGAGGUUGUGGAAUAUCAAGAUAAUUUCCAGGCAAUGAAUGACCAAAACAUUAUAAUUAAAUCUGAACUGAAGAAUUCAAUGGCAGAAAUAUUUAGACAACAAGAGAUGACCACAUCCCUACGAAAGGAAUUGGAAAGUAAAAGAGUCGAACUGGCAUCUUUGGCAGAACAGUUAGAAUCCAAACACUCUCAACUUGAAGCUUUACAGCUUGCUCUGCAAGGGAAAGAGGAAGUUUUCAGAACACAGGAGAUGUCUGUAAAUAAGUUGCAAGUCAAACUGUUGGAAAGUGAAAGUCAAAUCACCCAGAAAAUAACAGUGAUCUCUGAGCUACAUGAAGAAGUUCAGAAUUUGCAGACAGCUUUGCAAGAAAAAGAUAGGUUUCUGUUAAAUAAAGAUAAAGAGUUUUCUCUGGUUAAAAAGACGUUAAUGGCACAAUCAGAAUCAUGA